Molecule: messenger RNA, 3387 nt
Organism: Colletotrichum lupini
Lineage: Eukaryota; Fungi; Ascomycota; Sordariomycetes; Glomerellales; Glomerellaceae
Product: aspartate kinase
Exons: 13
Coding region: 1-3387 (1128 amino acids)
Biological process (GO): amino acid biosynthetic process
Molecular function (GO): aspartate kinase activity
Source: RefSeq, a predicted model, not a curated record
AUGACUCAGACAAAGAAAUUGUCACGGAUAGAGGCUGCCGCGGGACACACUGCCCAAUUCAGAGCCCUCGGUCGUACAGGUCUUUGCAGAAGCCAGGUCAAGCCAGGGGAUUUAUCGGCAGAGACCAUACAGAUAGGCUUGUACGUCAAGACAGAUAGUAAACUGACCAAUUGUGAGAAGAUUCGGGCCCGCCUCCGAUGUUCCGGAAACGCAAAAAUUUGGACGCUGCAACUUGCACAAGCGUCGCCGAUUUCGUCGCUCCACCACAUCCCACUUUCGUCCCAUCCCCAUCGCCUUGGUUUAAUCCACCGCAACAUAAACCACCUUGAACAUAGCAAUUCCACCGCAUUCGAGCCGUGGACUCUCUCUUCCCACUCUGUAAACUCCCUGCACCUGUCAUACCACUUUCUCUUUUUGCUGAACGCCUUGCUUCAAACGAUAGGGAACACCUCCAGCAAUGGCUGGGUGGUGCAGAAGUUCGGCGGAACCAGUGUUGGAAAGUUUCCAGACAAGAUCGCCACGGAUAUUGUCCGAGCAAGCCUUUCCCACAACAAGGUCGUCGUCGUCUGCUCGGCAAGAAGCACGGGCAAGAAGAUUGAGGGCACCACCAGCCGACUGCUUGGCGUGUUUAACAAGCUCAAGGGCAUUGCGGCGCCCACGACGCCCGAAGAGACACAGAAUGAGCUCAUGAACGAGGCCAAGGGUCUUAUUGAUGACAUUUGCAAGGACCACGUAUCGGCAGUUAAGACUUUCCUGCGCAACCCAGAAUUACAGGCCUCCUUGGAACAGGAGAUCCGCGACGAGUGCCAAGAGCUGGUCGAGUACAUCGUCGCAGCCAGGAGAUUUAAUCUCGAGGUCAACUCAAGAUCAAAGGAUCGAUGCAUCAGCUUUGGUGAAAAACUCAGCUGCCGGUUCAUGGCCGCAUUGCUGAAGGACUUGGGCGUCGCCGCGGAAUAUGUGGAUCUCAGUGACGCGUUCCACCAUGAUGCCACGGCUCGUCUGAGCCAGGGCUUCUACCAGGAGGCCGCAGCGGUACUGAGGAAAAAGAUCACGGCUUGCGAGGACCGAGUCCCCGUGGUCACUGGCUUCUUUGGCAACGUUCCCGGAAGCCUGAUCGAUGGUGACAUUGGACGAGGCUACACGGAUCUCUGCGCGGCGCUGUGCUCAGUCGGUCUGAAGGCGGAUGAGCUCCAGGUGUGGAAGGAGGUUGAUGGAAUCUUCACAGCAGACCCGACCAAGGUUCCUACGGCCCGCCUGUUGCACUCCAUCACACCAUCUGAGGCAGCCGAGUUGACGUUCUACGGUUCCGAGGUCAUCCAUCACUUGACCAUGGAUCAGGUUAUUCACGCCUCGCCCCCUAUUCCCAUCCGCAUCAAGAACGUCAAGAACCCAAGGGGAGUCGGCACCAUCGUCGUGCCCGACCCCAUCCUCACGGCCGGCCACCAGAUCCAACGGUCAGCACCCGCAGACCCGUCCCUGGUCCAAAAGCCAAAGAGACCCACGGCUGUUACGAUCAAGGACAAGAUCUCCGUCAUCAACGUGCACUCCAACAAGCGGUCCAUCUCCCACGGCUUCUUCGCAAAGGUCUUCUCUAUCCUCGACAGCAACCAGAUCUCUGUCGAUCUCAUCUCCACGAGUGAAGUUCACGUGUCCAUGGCCAUCCACGCCGGAAAUUCAGAGGGUGGCAGCUUCGACAAGGCGCGGCUUGAGCUGGAGGAAUGUGGCGACGUCAGCGUGCUCCAUGACAUGGCCAUCCUGAGUCUGGUUGGUGCGGAGAUGAAGAAUAUGAUUGGUAUCGCCGGUCGCAUGUUCUCCACGCUAGGCGAGCACAACGUCAACUUGGAGAUGAUCUCACAGGGUGCCAGCGAGAUCAAUAUUUCCUGCGUCAUUGACGCCCGCGACGCUACUCAAAAGAAGAAAGAACGAAGAGUCUGGGUCAGCUUUGGCAUCAAAAUUCUAGGCGUUGGUAGAGUAGAUCGCGGAUCAGGUCCAGAGGCAAUCGAUCAUAUCGACACACCAUCAACUAAUGAACCGGCAAUCAAGAACCACCCCAAUAGCCGUCGCACACGGCUCUGCCCCGCCACUUCUUUCAUGAGCUGGGCGCAGACCCUUGUCAAUUCCGAUAAGAUAAGCAGCACCAGAAGGAUCCACAACCGACCCUGGAAGGGCUCGUUCAAGGUUGCUUUGCGACGAUCUUCUCCUGUCAACAUAACUGCAUCCAACCUCGAAUCCCACACGCGCCACUUAUCGGAACCCUGCCCACGACAUAUAGAUCCUACCAUCGUACCUCGAAAACAACCCCCUCUUCCAUAUCAGCAACCGUCCACCAAAGAACGCCCCGAAAAAAGAACGCCCAAGAUGCCGAAAGCAGAAGUCGGCUCGACAAAGCACCUGAGCAACAAGCUCAAGAGCAAAGGCCUCCAGCGGCUGCGCUGGUAUUGCCAGGUCUGCGAGAAGCAGUGCCGCGACGAGAACGGCUUCAAGAUGCACACGCAGUCCGAGUCGCACGUGCGGCAGAUGCUCGUCGUGGGCGAGGACCCGAAAAAGUUCCUCAACGAGUACAGCAACCAGUUCCUCCGCGACUUCACGCAGCUGCUGCGCACGGGGCACGGCGAGAAGCAGGUGCAGAUCAAUCACUUUUACCAGGAGUACAUUGCCAACAAGGAGCACGUGCACAUGAACGCGACAAAGUGGCCCAGCUUGACCGAAUUUGCGAAGCAUCUGGGGCGGGAAGGCAUCUGCCGCGUCGAGGAGAACGAGAAGGGUAUUCACAUUGCGUGGAUCGAUAACUCGCCAGAGGCGCUCAAGAGGCAAGAGGCGUUAAGGAGGAAAGAGGCCCAGGAUCGGGGCAAUGAGGAGGUGGAGCAGAUGAUGAUUCGUGAGCAGAUCAAGAGGGCGCAGAAGGCAGCCGAGGCGAGGGGCGAGAAGCCCGAUGACGAAGAAGGGCGGGAGAGGGGUUUGCAGAGGACGGAAGGAGAGAAGGUGUCGUUGUCGUUCGGCGCCAAGCCUGCGGCGGCGAAGAAGGAGCCCAGCCCAACGGGAGCGCAGUCCAAGUCCGCCGAUCCUGAGGUCUCGACUACAGCGACGAAUACAGUGGCGUCUGAGAAGACAGAGGACAAGCCUGUCGAGAAGCCGUCUCUCGGAGGCGGUCUAUCGCUCAAGAUGACGGCGAAACCUCAGACCAAGAAUGUGUUUGCGCAGGCGAAGAAGAACGCGCUGGUGGGCGGCGCGAAGAAGUCUGCCUUUGAGCAACCGAAGAAGAUGAGUGAGGCGGAAAGGAUCAUGAAAGAGGACAUGGAGAGGCAGAAGGGGAAACGAUCACGAGACGGAUCUGGGUCUGGUUUUGGCGGGUUUGCGUUCAAGAAGCAAAAGACGGAUCAGCGGUGA